AAAAAACUGCACUUUCAAAGAACUUCCAUGUAACCUUGUUGAUGUGACAGGUAAACUGUCUGCCAGCAGUGUGAGUGCAGUCAGCUGCUUUCCGCAAAGUGGAAUACAGAAAGGAGGUGGCAGGAGAGAUAAGAAAUGUAUGUCCGUGGCUCACGGAUGAUGACGUUACGGUAGCGAGACAACUGUUGUGGCCGUCUCCGAUUUAGCAUUAAAGCAGAUGGAUUUGUAAAAUGCUACGCGAUCGUGAAAGCGCUUUUUAUGCAGUAUGUUCUGGCUUCUGUGCUUGUGCAGCCAGUCUAUUCGGAAAAUUGGCCGGGAAGGAAGACCUACACUCGAUGGUUUCUGUAGUUACAGCAACAGUGUUUAUGGUUUUAAUGAUUGUGACUAAUGCUGCAGUAUGGACAUUUUUUGUGAAAGCCCUCCGUUCUUCAGACACAUCAUUGUUUCCUACUGUGGCAAGUUCAGCAACAAAUUACAUAUGUUCUGCCAUGGCAGGAUUCUGGUUCUUUGGUGAAAUUACCUCAUUAAUGUGGUGGACAGGUACAUUUCUUGUUCUGGUGGGCUUGUUGCUCAUAUGCCAGUAUGAAAGUAAUGAGAAUUUGCAGAGUAAACUAAAAUAAUAACUUGUUAGAGAAAUUUA
This is a messenger RNA of Schistocerca serialis cubense, 640 nucleotides long. RefSeq names its product transmembrane protein 42. The record is from RefSeq and is a predicted model, not a curated record. The transcript is spliced from 3 exons. Lineage: Eukaryota; Metazoa; Arthropoda; Insecta; Orthoptera; Acrididae. Bases 231 to 620 code for a protein of 129 amino acids.